This is a messenger RNA of Anneissia japonica, 1665 nucleotides long. RefSeq lists its product as uncharacterized. Lineage: Eukaryota; Metazoa; Echinodermata; Crinoidea; Comatulida; Comatulidae. The coding region runs from base 224 to 1435 and encodes 403 amino acids. The transcript is spliced from 7 exons. The record is from RefSeq and is a predicted model, not a curated record.
CGGACACAACAGAGCUCAGUAAUAUAUAGGCCUACCUGUAUUCGCAUCACAUGAUUUACAUAGCAGUGCAGGGAUCAUAUCGUAACGAUUGCUAGCUAAAAAGUUACUUCUUUGUGGUAAAAGUAGGCUAUCCAGUUUAUUAGUCUUAUCAACAAGCAAAAUCAAAGAAACCGUAGCAUCAAUCUGAGCAGGCAACGCCGAAAAUCUUAUUUAAAUGUGAUUUAUGGCUAUGGUUAUCAGGAUGAAGGGAACUUGUUUUUUAUUAUUGCUCGCAGUACAUUUAAUUCACUCCACUAUUGGCCUUAUUUGUUACACAUGUAAUGAUGCUGGAAAUAAUGAAGCAUGUAACGCUGCAGGAACACAAACUUGUAGUAGCCCCAGCGACGUAUGCAGUAAUGUUAUCCGAGAUGAAAAUGGUUUACAUAGAGUGACAAAAUUGUGUGAACAGGGCAAUUCAUGCGAGACCCAGCAAAACCAAAAUGAUGGCCAAUGUCAUCCGUCUGUAAGUCCGUCAGUAUGUAGAUACUGUUGCUCUACCGAUAUGUGUAAUCUUAAUGAAGACCCAUCUGUGGUGACAUCCGUUGAAAUAGAGACUACAGUGGAAGUUUCCAGUUUGGUAAGAGAUGCUAGAGAAGAGACGAAUUGUUUUCGUUCAAAACUGAUGGUUCAUAAGGAAAACGCUCCAUCGGAAAUACGCGUGAUACAUCUUGUCCAUACACAGUCUGCCAUCCGAUGCGUGAUGCAUUGCAUGAUGGAGCCCGUGUGUAUAUCGGUGAAGUUUGAUGGUAAGAAUACAUGUUACCUGAACGGAAUCAGUGAAGAUACUGAAGAAGAUAUCUUCACCACAGAUUCUAACAUGGUCUACUAUGAAACCAGUCAACAGUACAAGAUCAGUAUCCAUGGUCAUAUUGGGUGCAAAGAUAACCAGGAAGUUGGAUACUCAUGCCAAGAUGAAUACGUGUGUUGUAAUAUUGUGGAAAACGUUAACGACUACCAAUCAUGCGAAAAUCUCAUUUGCAGUGAAUACAUCACAGGAUUAGUUUAUGAAUACCGCUUUGACAAUCCAAGACUUCUAGUCGGAACAUCAAGUAUCGAGUUCAGUGUCGCUGCCUACCACGAUGUUCAUAUUUGUCUGUCGUCAAUGCCAGAGGUUAUGAAUCCUAUGUAUGAAAUUGUUAUAGGAGGCAACACAAAUACGGUCUCUUAUAUCCGUCGUUGUGCACAGUGCAACAGCGAAACCAGCACCACCAACACUGUUGUCUCUCCCUAUGUUUUUACGAAGUUUUGGAUAUCGUUUGAUAAUGGUUUGAUAAGAGUUGGUAUUAAUGGUGAGGAUGCUUUCAUGACGUUUCAGGACCAAGAUCCACUCGAUGUAUACUAUAUUGGUUUUUCUACGGGAUUUGGAAGUGGAGGUCUUUUUCGAUUUUGUCAUUGAAUGAAGUCUAAGAAUCGGACUUGCACAUUGCACUGCAAUUUUCAUUUACGACCGCGACGCAUGCGACGAGGCUCCUUAAAAGUUAUGAUAAAAUUGAUGAAAAUAUAAAAAGAUUAAAUUGAUAAAAUCGAUAAAACAAUAAAAAUGUUCAAAUUAAAAUAACUGAUAAAAGCAUCAAUGGAAUAUUAAAACAAAUUGAAAUAUCGAGAUCAAUAUAAUACCGUACGGUA